AUGAUCUCAUUCAGUAUUUGCACGUUUACUCCAUCAGAGAGACCGAUUGAAGGAAUAAUUGAAGAGCACAAUUUAGAUGGUUUGGUACUAGAUCGUGUAGGACAAGAACAUCAAUCACACCGCUCAACUCUUCCGACACCCCCACCUCCAAUGGAAAUGAGUUUUGACGACGUAAGGAUACCUGAAGAAACAGUUCAUUUAGAAGGGAAUAAGGAACCUAAAAACGACAUGCAAGAAAGGAUCAAGGCAUUGGAAAACUUUGUGACAUUGGAUGAAGAAUUUAAAUAUGAAACCAAUCCAAGACCUUUGCUUUCAAUACUUGGCGACAUGGUCACUAGUUUACGAUCUCCCUGGGUAGGAACACGUGCGAUUGGAGAACUUUGCACUAGUUUUGAAAGAUAUCUUUCAAGAAUGAAGUUCAUGCUUCCAGGAUUGAUGCGUUUGAACAAUGUUAUGGGAGUUCGAAUUGUGACUAAUGAACAACUUGAAAAGAUUAUGGUCGAUCUACUGGAAUUUUUACAACAAGAAGAUUUGGAAUUGUAUGAAAGACUUUGGUCUCUGAGUGUGCUUAGAAACCUUCAAUUCUUGUUACCGAUAGGAAAGGUGAACCCAAUUAGAGAAGAUCCAAAUACAGGUGGUGUCUGCCGCGGAGGUUUGGAGCUCUUUUUGUUGAAAGCUGAUAGGACGGAAAUGAUUUCAGCUGUUACUGAAGCUCUCAAGCGAGUUGAGCUGAUUGUGACCAUCAAAAAUUACCUUUUGAACACUGAAGGAAACCUUCAAACGCCCGGAUUGAUAAAAAUACAUGACCAAUUACUUCAAAAUAGGUCCUUGACCAAAGCAGGGAUUAUCAAGUCAUUGGCUUCACAAUCUGUUCAUCACACGUUUCUUGAAAAUACACCAGAUGGAGAAAUUGAAUGUUACUCCCGGAUAAUGGAACAUCUAGAGUUGUUUUAUCCGGCUGCCAAGCAAUUUGGCAUCACUGAAGGUUCGAGGCGAUUCAAGCUAAUUACAAAGAUCAGAACUUACCUUCAGGAUUUUGACAGAAACCCUCAAACACAUGCAAUUAAGACGAAAUACAAUAAGUUACUUCAUACAAAGUCCAUGGAUGAUGCAUUGAUUGUCAGGUCAUUGGUAUUGGAAAGUUUGCAACACAUGAACAUCAAAAAACCGGAUGAGGAUGUAGAAUGUUUGUAUGAUAUAUUGCAAUAUCUGGAGACGUUGCACCCAAAUUCCGAGCCGUUUAAAAUCACAGAACCUCUGGAGCGAGUCCAGCUAAUUAUGAACAUCAGAAACUAUCUUCACGAGGCUGGAAGAAGCCUUCAAACAACUGCCAUUCUGAAUAUACACAACACAUUACUUAAAACAAGCUCUUUAUACAAGCCUAAGAUAGCCAAGUUGCUGGCAUCACAAUGUAUGGAUCAUAUAGUUCUUGAAAAUGCCCCACAUGAAGAAGUCCAAUGUUUAUAUCAUAUAUUGAAAUACCUCAAGAAAUUUCAUUCAACCACCGUACCACUUAUCAAAACAAGGUUAUCAAGCAAUGGACCAUUUAGAAAAGUUUAUCGGAAAUUCAAGUCUCAAGCUGAAUUACAACCUCAUCUUCAAAGAUACUUUGAGAAAGAAGAUAAGGACCCUUACAUCAUGGGCCUUCUCUUGCCAUUUAUAGGUUGGCACUCAGUAGAAUUAUCUUAUGUUAAACAUUGUUUACAUAUAUUGAAUAUCCAAGACACUGCACUUGCAUCAAACAAAGGAGAACUAUAUGGUUUAGAUGUCAGAAAAGGGCAAAAGUAUCAUGAAGAUCAAGACUUUUUCAUUGAAAUGAUGUACAAAGCAAGUGUCUAUAUUGAAGGACUUCAAACAUAUCUGGAUCUUCAAGUCCCAAGAAAUGGGGCUGGUCAAUAUGAAUUCAUAUCAAGUGUUCCACUUGCCAAUCAAAAAGAAACACCUGAAAAAUGUCAAAUUUGUCUAGGAGGAUAUUUGGAGGGUCAAAGAGUUGUCAAAUUAGGAUGUUACAGACCUCAUCUGUUUCAUGAACAAUGUAUAAAUGUAAGUCACUGGAUCUGUGGAUUCACUCACAAUAAACAACUAUGA
This is a messenger RNA of Melampsora larici-populina 98AG31, 2088 nucleotides long. RefSeq lists its product as uncharacterized. The coding region runs from base 1 to 2088 and encodes 695 amino acids. The record is from RefSeq and is a predicted model, not a curated record. The transcript has 3 exons. NCBI's taxonomy places the organism in Eukaryota, Fungi, Basidiomycota, Pucciniomycetes, Pucciniales, Melampsoraceae.